CACAGCCUACAAGCAGACGUAUCAUCCUGAGGAUCCAGAGAUGCUGUUCCUUAGUGUCUUCCUGCUUUCCCUGGUAGCUACAGAUGCUGAGAUUUUCCCCAAAGCUUGUAUAACUCCUGGAAACAAUGACUUUCCGGUCCCUUGCUGUCCUAUGUACAAAGGAACUCCUUGUGGAUCGGGAGAGAAUAGGGGCAGUUGUGUGUCUACAAGUCUUAGCCGGUCAGUGCCACCACCAGAUAUUCUCAAUGAUGACAGAAAAGAAUUCCCUGCACAUUAUUUCAGUUCAAUAUGUCAAUGCAAAGACAACUUUUAUGGCAUCAACUGUGGUGAAUGUGCGGAUAACCGUUGGGGAGAUAAUUGUGAAAACCAAAGAAUCCUCAUCAGGAGCGACUUAGGACAGAGGAGUGAAACUGAACAACAAUUAUUCUUGGCUCAACUGGAUUUCUGCAAACAUGAAAUGGAUCCAGACUAUUACAUCCUUAAAGCAGGAGAUCGUUUACGCAGCUGGACCUACGAGUUCCUCAAUGCCUCUUAUUAUGACGUGUGGUGUUAUGCUCAUUACUACACUACAAAGUCAUUCCUUAUCAAUGGAACAGAAACCGCUAAGAUAGACAGUGGACACCGCAGCACCGCAUUCCUGACCUGGCAUCGACUGUACUUAAUUCAUCUGGAAAAGCGAAUGCAAAGAUGCCUCAAAGAUCCAACAUUUGCUCUUGCAUAUUAUGACUGGCGAUCAGAUAAACAUUGUGCCAUGUGCAAUAAUGAUCUUCUGGGAGCCAACGAUGACCAGGGUAACCUCCAUCCACAAAGUGUCUUCUCAGAAUGGAGGAUAAUUUGUGCAAGUUAUAGAUAUAGCACAACAUAUUGCCUAAUGUCCGACUGCAUUUGUGAACGACCAAAGAUUACCCGACGACCCGGAGCAGCAGUAUCCUCUGGCAUACCAACCAUGGAGGAUGUAGACUACUGCCUGAACCUUCCAGAUCUGGACACCGAACCUUACACUACCAGUUCAAGAAGAAGUGCUCGAAACUGCUUUGAAGGAUUCAUGAAUCGGUUUGAGCUUCCAGUCUUAUCUAUGCACAAUGUGUUUCACAUAUACUGUGGAGGAACAAUGAGUCAAGUCCCCAUCUCCUGCAGUGACCCCAUGUUUGUACUUCACCACACAAUGCUCGACAAAUUAUUUGAGAAAUACAUUUUGAAGUGGGGGCUCAACAAAUCCAGUUAUCCCGACAACCCCAUUGACGGGCACGGACCAUAUGACUGCAUCAGGCCAUUCUGUCAGUGCACUCGAAACCGCGAAAUGCUUGUACCCAGUACCACACUUGGUUUUAAUUAUUCAACUUAUAAUGAUUUUUGAAGCAGCGGAAUGUGAUUCUCAUGAGACGAACAGGACUAAUCAAGAAUCGGACGUCCACGGCGUGAAGCCACCUCAUUACCGAUGAUUCAGAGCAAAUGACCAGAAAAUGCACAACCAAUCACCGAUGAUUCUGCACAAUAAAGUGAUCUCUGCAA
This is a messenger RNA of Bufo bufo (common toad), 1512 nucleotides long. Its product is annotated as tyrosinase-like. The coding region runs from base 41 to 1357 and encodes 438 amino acids. NCBI's taxonomy places the organism in Eukaryota, Metazoa, Chordata, Amphibia, Anura, Bufonidae. Gene Ontology annotation, molecular function: tyrosinase activity. The transcript is spliced from 5 exons. Gene Ontology annotation, biological process: pigmentation; melanin biosynthetic process. The record is from RefSeq and is a predicted model, not a curated record.